This is a messenger RNA of Cantharellus anzutake, 660 nucleotides long. RefSeq lists its product as uncharacterized. Lineage: Eukaryota; Fungi; Basidiomycota; Agaricomycetes; Cantharellales; Hydnaceae. Bases 19 to 303 code for a protein of 94 amino acids. The transcript has a single exon. The record is from RefSeq and is a predicted model, not a curated record.
GUGGAAUUUGCAACAGUCAUGCAAGUGGUGUCAGUUUUCGGUAUUACCUUGCUUUCAAGGUCAGUUGUGAUUCUUAGACUGCGAGCAGCUUUCGCUAGGUGGGAAAAUCUUCCAGAGUCCGGAUCUCUGGUUCAGACUAGGUGCUCAAAAAUCGCCCGUACCUCUCCUCGCUGGAUCCCGGUGGUCCACUUGUGCUUUACGACUGCGGCAUCAAUCACGGCCCUUCGAUCGGGGGACAAUGGAUGUUUCGAGCUCCCAAACUUUAUGAUGGUGGAAUGGCCCAGGAAAAGUAGAACAGAUUAGUCAAGGGAUUGCGAAGCUAGCUAGAUCCAUUUUGGGCAAAGAGCUCUUUAUUACGACAUGAAACUUAGUCAUGGGUUGUGACGGAAAGGAUUUCGUGUACAUAAAAGUGAGGUAGGUGAUAUUAUUUCCUUAGGGGAGGUGUGAUUGUUCAGUAGCAAGGCUGUCGCUUUACUACAGCGUUGUUGUAAAGUUAGCAACUUUACCCAGAUGCACUGGGGACGUUCCAUAACUGGAAGUGGAUCAGUAAUUUGUCUCUAGGUGACUCGCGAGAUCAUACCACGCGUCAGAUCGCACCUAGGCAGCUACCACUGGAGGAUGCCCUCGCCUAGCGACUUCCAAACAUUCCUCUUCGAGUCC